This is a messenger RNA of Corylus avellana, 3921 nucleotides long. NCBI's taxonomy places the organism in Eukaryota, Viridiplantae, Streptophyta, Magnoliopsida, Fagales, Betulaceae. The record is from RefSeq and is a predicted model, not a curated record.
GGUCUUUAAGUCAAAAUGGUAAAAAAUAUAGGGGUUCCUAACCUGAUUUCCCAUUUUCAUCAUCGAUGCUGCUUGAUCUUUAAACUGCUUUCAUUUAUUGCAGAUAACCAUAAUACAUUGACAGUUGCUAGCUUAUGGGCUCCUGUGGUGGCUAUCUAUCUUUUAGAUAUCCAUGUGUUUUACACUAUAAUAUCUGCUGUUUGGGGCUUCUUGCUUGGGGCAAGAGAUCGUCUUGGGGAGAUUAGGUCGUUGGAAGCCCUUCACACUCUUUUUGAGCAGUUUCCUGGAGCUUUUGUGGACACUCUUCAUGUUCCCCUUCCUAACAGGACUCGUCGUUCUUCUUACAGUCAGGAUGUGGAGAAGAACAAGGUUGAUGCUGCUCGAUUUGCUCCAUUUUGGAAUGAGAUCAUAAAGAAUUUAAGGGAAGAAGAUUAUAUUACUAACUUGGAAAUGGAGUUGCUUCUCAUGCCAAAGUAUUUUGGAAAUCUCCCCUUGGUUCAGUGGCCCCUUUUUCUCCUUGCUAGCAAGAUAUUUCUGGCUAAAGAUAUUGCCGUAGAGAGUACUCAGAGUAGAGAUUCACAUGAUGAGCUCUGGGAAAGGAUCUCAAGGGAUGACUAUAUGAAGUAUGCUGUCCAGGAGUGCUACCAUGUGAUUAAGCUUAUCCUGAUCAAAAUAUUGGAUGAUGAAGGAAGAAUGUGGGUCGAAAGGAUAUAUGAAGAUAUUAAUGUGAGUAUCGAGAGGAAAAGUAUUCAUGUCGACUUUGAUCUCAGUAAGCUGCCGCUUGUGAUUUCAAGAGUCACUGCAUUAAUGGGACUUCUGAAAGAGGUGGAAACUCCAGAGUAUGAAAACGGUGCUGUUAAAGCUGUUCAAGAUCUCUACGAUGUUGUGAGACAUGAUGUUCUUUCUACUAACAUGAGGGAUUCCUACGAAACCUGGAAUGCAUUGUCAAAAGCAAGGAUUGAGGGUCGUCUUUUUGCAAAGCUGAAAUGGCCCAAAGAUGCUGAGCUGAAAGCUCAAGUCAAAAGAUUGUUUUCGUUGUUGACUAUCAAAGAUUCAGCCUCAAAUGUUCCCAGAAAUCUUGAGGCCCAGCGUAGGCUGGAGUUCUUCACUAAUUCCCUUUUCAUGGAGAUGCCGGUAGCCAAGCCAGUACGUGAGAUGUUAUCAUUCAGUGUGUUCACUCCAUAUUAUUCUGAGACAGUACUUUAUAGUAAGGCUGAACUCCAAGAGAAAAAUGAGGAUGGGAUAUCACUUUUAUUUUACCUUCAGAAAAUAUAUCCAGAUGAGUGGAAGAACUUUCUUGCCCGAAUUGGUCGUGAUGAGAAUACGCCUGACUCUGAACUUCUGAGGAAUCUUAAUGAUACCCUUGAACUUCGGUUUUGGGUCUCGUACAGGGGACAAACAUUGGCUAGAACUGUUCGUGGGAUGAUGUACUAUAGAAAAGCUCUUAUGCUCCAGACUUAUUUAGAGAGGAUAACUUCUGAAGAUUUGGAGGCUGCAGUUUCUAGUAAUGAUGCAACUGACACUCGAGGUUUCGAACUAUCUCCUGAAGCGCGGGCUCAGGCAGAUCUUAAGUUUACAUAUGUGGUUACAUGUCAAAUAUAUGGAAAACAGAAAGAGGAACAAAAACCUGAGGCUGCUGAUAUUGCAUUGCUUAUGCAGAGAAAUGAAGCUCUUCGAGUUGCUUUUAUUGAUGAAGUUGAAAAUUUAAAGGAUGGUAUAUCGCACAAGGAAUUCUACUCAAAGCUUGUGAAAGCUGAUAUCAACGGGAAAGAUAAGGAAAUAUACUCCAUAAAAUUGCCUGGAAAUCCAAAGCUUGGUGAAGGAAUACCUGAGAACCAAAACCAUGCAAUCAUAUUCACUCGUGGAAAUGCAGUUCAGACAAUUGAUAUGAAUCAGGAUAAUUAUUUUGAGGAAGCCUUGAAGAUGAGAAACCUUCUUGAAGAAUUCCAUCGUCAUCAUGGUAUUCGUUUUCCCACCAUACUUGGUGUCAGGGAACAUGUAUUCACUGGAAGUGUCUCUUCUUUAGCCUCAUUUAUGUCCAAUCAAGAAAGUAGCUUUGUGACUCUGGGUCAGCGUGUUUUGGCAAAUCCUUUAAAGGUCCGUAUGCAUUAUGGCCAUCCAGAUGUUUUUGACAGAGUUUUUCACAUAACCAGGGGUGGUAUUAGCAAGGCCUCGCGUGUUAUCAAUAUUAGUGAAGAUAUCUAUUCAGGAUUCAAUUCAACUUUACGUCAAGGAAAUAUUACUCAUCAUGAGUACAUCCAGGUAGGAAAAGGACGAGAUGUCGGGCUCAAUCAGAUCGCCUUAUUUGAAGGAAAGGUUGCUGGUGGUAAUGGUGAACAAGUUCUUAGUCGGGAUGUAUACAGACUUGGGCAGCUCCUUGAUUUCUUUAGGAUGAUGUCAUUCUACUUUACCACUGUUGGAUUCUACUUUUGUACAAUGUUAACGGUGCUGACUGUAUACAUUUUCCUAUACGGGAAGGCAUAUUUGGCGCUAUCUGGAGUUGGUGAAGUCAUUCAAGUGCAAGCUCAGAUAAUGAAGAACACUGCGUUGAGUGCUGCUUUAAAUACACAGUUCCUCUUUCAAAUUGGUAUUUUCACUGCUGUGCCAAUGGUUUUGGGCUUCAUCUUGGAACAGGGUUUCUUCAGGGCCAUUGUCAGUUUUGUCACAAUGCAGUUUCAGCUUUGUACCGUCUUCUUCACAUUUUCUCUCGGCACAAGAACUCAUUACUUUGGUCGGACGAUUCUUCAUGGUGGUGCAAGGUAUCAAGCAACUGGUCGGGGAUUUGUUGUCCGCCAUAUUAAAUUCUCUGAGAAUUACAGGAUUUACUCCCGCAGUCAUUUUGUGAAAGGAUUCGAAGUUGUGCUUUUGUUGAUAGUGUACCUGGCAUAUGGAUAUAAUGAAGGUGGUGCACUGUCGUACCUUCUUCUUACAAUUAGCAGUUGGUUUAUGGCUCUUUCUUGGCUUUUUGCUCCCUAUUUGUUCAAUCCAUCUGGGUUUGAGUGGCAGAAGGUUGUGGAGGAUUUCAAAGAUUGGACUAAUUGGCUUCUUUACAGAGGUGGAAUUGGGGUGAAGGGUGCGGAAAGUUGGGAAGCUUGGUGGGAUGAAGAACUGGCACAUAUUCGAACAUUGGGAGGGAGGAUAGCCGAAACUAUUUUGAGUCUAAGAUUUUUCAUCUUCCAGUAUGGCAUUGUCUACAAGCUGCAUGUGCAAGGAGAGAAUACAUCAUUGACGGUGUAUGGCCUGUCAUGGAUGGUGCUAGCUGUGCUUAUAAUUCUUUUCAAGGUUUUCACCUUCAGCCAGAAGAUGUCAGUCAAUUUCCAGCUUUUGUUGCGCUUCAUCCAAGGCCUCUCCUUUUUGGUGGCACUUGCUGGUCUAGUAAUUGCAGUUGUAUUAACUAAUUUGUCAUUGCCGGAUGUAUUUGCUUGCAUAUUAGCAUUUGUACCCACUGGAUGGGGAAUCCUUUCGAUUGCUGCCGCUUGGAAGCCUUACGUGAAAAAGCUGGGAUUGUGGAAAUCAAUCCGUUCACUUGGGCGUUUAUAUGAUGCCGGGAUGGGGAUGCUCAUUUUCAUUCCUGUUGCAUUCGUUUCAUGGUUCCCGUUUGUAUCAACUUUCCAAACCCGCCUCAUGUUUAACCAGGCUUUCAGCCGGGGGUUGGAAAUUUCUCUAAUUCUCGCCGGAAACAACCCCAACAGUUAGCUAUGAUGAGUACAUUUAGCCCUGUACAUUUUAUUGUGAAAGAGAGACGUUCCACCUCAAUGUUACUUGCCACCUCCAGAGGCAGCGUGAUUUUUUUUCUGUGAUGUAGCAAUCCCCUGUAUGCCUAUUUGAUAAAAAGCGUUGUGAGUAGAUAUGUUUUGUUGAUUGGUACUAUAUAUAAGAUCAUUUUUGGUCAUAUAAAAAGAUAUAUUUUGUUAUUUUUAA